Messenger RNA from Suillus subaureus, 273 nucleotides. RefSeq lists its product as uncharacterized. The record is from RefSeq and is a predicted model, not a curated record. The annotation marks the transcript as partial. NCBI's taxonomy places the organism in Eukaryota, Fungi, Basidiomycota, Agaricomycetes, Boletales, Suillaceae. The transcript has a single exon.
AAUGGAGGAACAAUCAUUGAAAUGACCACAGCAGAGGCAGCUGACUACCUCAAAAAGAAUGAUGUAAAAGAAGAACUCAUCAAGAACCUAGACCUGAAGGUGGUCUUCAAAGACAGAGCAUAUCUGGUAGUUAUACAAUUUGUCCCACUAACUUUCAAUCCUAACAGUGAAAAUGAAAUCUGCAAACUCGAGCAAGAGAACGACUGGGAAGAAGGAGCCAUAUCAAUGGCAUGUUGGAUCAAACCUCCCAACAAGAGAGCAGACCAACAAUGA